Molecule: messenger RNA, 5851 nt
Organism: Notolabrus celidotus (New Zealand spotty)
Lineage: Eukaryota; Metazoa; Chordata; Actinopteri; Labriformes; Labridae
Exons: 24
Coding region: 656-4060 (1134 amino acids)
Source: RefSeq, a predicted model, not a curated record
AGUGAAUGAAGAUCAGCUCUCAGGUGUUCAUACAGGAGCUCUACUCUGACACUGCUGACAUGUUGACUUGGUUUAAACAGGAUUUAAACAUUUCAGGAGGAAAAUUUAAGGCCAUGAAGGCAGCAUCCUGCAGACUGUGAAGGCAUCAUACUGCAGGCCUGGAAGGCAGCAUCCUGCAGGCCGUGAAGGCAGCAUCCUGCAGGCCGUGAUGGCUUCUCUUCUUCUUCUUUUAGGCCGGUUACUGGUUACCCUGGUUGUAUGAAUCACACAUUUCCUGAAGCCAGUGAAUGCAUCAUGCGUAAUUUGCUGCUAAGUGUCUGUUUAUUGGUUUCACUGGUUUGAUAUAUAUCAUUUUUCCUGCAGACCAUGAACGCCUUUCGUGCUGUCCAUCAUCUGCAGUAAAGAAGAGUUUAUCUAUUGAUUCUGUGUGCGCGCUCCGAGCAUCUGGCGCGCGUCUCCGCCAAUCUGAUCCCUGCCAGCGCGCGCUCCCUGUGCGGGUUCAUGUGUUUGCUCGGUGUUGCGCGCACGCCGCUCGGUGUCGCGCAGCUCCCUCGGUGUGUGUUGGAGGAGAUCACUGACAGCAGGAUGGGAGGAUGUAACGAUCUGCUCCAUUUUCUCUGAACCACUGCGUCCUGCCCGCUCUCUGCCCGCAAACAUGGCGACGGGGGCCGGCUGGCAGCCUCCGUACAACCCCCCCACCACCCUCAGCUCCAAAUUCGCCCCCCCUCCCCCCUCCAGCAUGUUCUACGACGGAGGACUGUCGCUGGAAUACACGCAGGACCUGCACCUGAAGAUGAGCAAGAAGAUCGCUCAGCUCACCAAGGUCAUUUACGCUCUGAACACCAAGAACGACGAACACGAGGAGGAGAUCGAGUCUCUGAAGGAAGCUCACGAAGACGAGGUUCAACACAUCGUGACAGAGACCAGAGACAAGAUCAUGCAGUACAAGAGCAAGAUGUCGGACGAGGCCGACCUGCGGCGGAGACUCGCCGGUCUGGAAGAAUCAGUGGAGCUUCACGAGCACAUGAAGAGACAGGCGCUGGCAGAGUUCGAGAUGUACCGUCAGAGGAUGGAGGACUCCCAGCUCUGCACGGAGGCACAACACACACAGAGGGUGGUGUCUAUGAGCAGAGAGGUGGAGGAGAUGCGUCGGGACUUCGAGGAGAAGCUGCGCUCCUUCAGCACGGCCCAGGCUCAGUUCGAGGCGGAGAAACGGCGAGCGCUGGAGGAUCUGCGGACGACGCACCGCCAGGAGGUGGAGGAUCUCCUCAACAAGCAGCACAACCAGAGCGCCUCCUCCACCGAGGACCAGGAGAAGCUGGCGGAGCUGCACCGACAGGAGGUGGAGGCCCUCAUGGAGCGGGUGGAGGAGCUGUCCAAGGAUAAGGUGCGUCUGGUGGAGGAGUACGAGGCCAAGCUGGGGAAGGCUCAGGAGUACUAUGAGAGAGAACUGGAGGCCAUGAGGAGGACUCACCAGCUCACCACAGAGAACCUGCUGGCCUGGAAGAGAACCGAGGUGGAGCUGCGUAAAGAGUUCCAGGCUCAGGAAGCCGCUCUGCAGCGCUCGCUGUCCAAGCUGAGGAGCGAGCUGCAGAAAGCUCAGGAGGAGGCGAGGGAGAACCGCGACAAGACCAACAGACUGCAGACGUCGCUCGCCAACGCAGAGGGCACCAUCAAGAACCUGCACAAGCAGCUGGAGGAGGCGAUCCAGGACGGGGAGAUCUGGGUGAUGCAGCUGAAGGAUACAGAGUACGAGCUGGAGAGCAGCAGAGAGAGAGUCCAGCAGCAGGCCACAGAGAUUCUGCACAAAGCCAGUCAGAUCGGCUCCCUGCAGGCCACACAGAUGUCCCACGAGGCCACCAUUAGGAACCUGGACCUGGAGCAGAACCGCUUGAAGGAGAAGAUCGGUCGCCUGGAAGAGGAGAGGGAGGCGGUGUUGAACCAGAGCCAGACGGCCAGCGAGCAACACAAACAGACCGUGAUAAAGCUGGAGCAGUCUCUGCGGGAGGAGCACCAGGGCUACGAGAAGGAGCUGUGCAGACUCCGAGCUCAUUACGAGGAGGAGACGCAUCGCUUCAAGGACGCCCAGGUCAGAGUCCUGGGCGAGCUGGAGGAGAAGCACACGGCCAUGAGGGAGGAGGCGCAGCAGGAGAAGGAGGAGGAGAAGACGAUCCUGAUAGCGAAACUGUCUCAGGAGUUUGAGAUAAAGCGUCUGUCGUUGGAGGAGCAGAGGGACCGCCUGCAGCAGCAGCUGGAUAACUUGAAGGAGGAGCUUUCCGCCAAACUCAACAUGGCCAAUCAGGAGGUGUCUCACCUACAGGAGCUGGUGAGGGAGGGCGAGCAGAACCUGGGCUCAGCUCAGACUCAGAUCUCCUGUCUGAAGGAGACACAGGAGAAACUCAGGACCGAGCUGGACGCCACCAGAUCCCGAGUCCGAGAGACCAGCAACCUGCUCACCGACCUGCAGGAAGAGAUUGAGACUCAGCGGCAGCAGCACGACGCCAGAGUGAUGUCCAUCCGAACGGAGGAGAAGCAGAAGAUGGACAAGAUGGCUGACGACUUGGACCAGAAGUGGAGAGACGCUCUGAGGGAGGAGGUGCGUCUGCUGAAGGAGGAGCUGACGGAGGAGUACGACGCGGACAAACAGGUGACACUGACUCAGCUGUCUCAGCAGAAGGAGCUGGAGAUGAUGGCGGCCAGAGAGAGCUGGCAGAGGAAGGUGGAGGACCUGCUAGAACAGAUCUCUCUGCUCAAACAGUCUCUGGAGCUGCAGCUGUCUCAGUCUCAGUCGGCCCUGCAGCAGCUGCAGUCUCAGUUCAACCAGGAGAGGGAGCUGCUGAGCCAGCAGCUGAAAGAGAUGCAGAGGGAGCACCAGAGGAGAGAGCACCGCUUGCAGGAGGCGCACUGCUGCGCUCUGAGCACCAUGGAGGAGGCCCGACAGCACCAGAUCAGGGCCCUGGAGGAGCGACUGAAGCAGGAGCAGAGGGAGGAGGUGCACGCUCUGAAGGAGGCCCACAGGAGAACGCUGGACAUCCUGAGACAGCAGUCGGACCAGGAGCUGCAGACGCUGCGCUUCGAGCUGGAGGAUGAAGGGAAGGCCAAACUGGCGUCUCUGAGAGCAGAGUUGAAUCACCUUCAUGCCACGGCCAUCGAGCACCUGAAGCAGAUCCACCUGAAGGAGAACUCAGUGGCUAAACGAGAGCUGGAGAAGGCCAUGGAGCACAGUCACCAACAGGAACAGGAGCUGUUAGUCCGGAUCUCAGACCUGCAGUCGGAGGUGUGUUCCCGGAGCAACCGCAUCACAGACCUGGACCACGAGAUCCACUCCCUGAACGAGACCAUCGACACGCUGACCCGGGAGCUGGAGCUGAAGGGGAAGGAGGUUCUGAGGGUCCGCAGCGAGGCCAACCACCAGAUCAGGUGGGUGAAGAACAACUGCAGGGCCCACGAGCAGGACCUGACCAAGAGACAUGAGAGAGACCUGGGGGAGAUGAGCAUCCUGCACCACAGAGAGACUCAGAUCAUGUUAGCGGACUUUAACAAGGCCCAGGAGGUUCUGAAGGACAAGAUCACUGCUCUUCAGAUCCUGCUGGAGGGUACGGAAGAGAAGCUGAGGAACAGAGAGAGCAGACCUGAAGACCUGCACCUGAUCGCAGAGCUCAGAGAGCUGGUGUCAGAGAGAGAAGCUCUGGUGAAGAAACUGGUGGACGAUAAGAAGUUCUAUCAGCUGGAGCUGGUGAACAGAGAGACCGGCUUCAGUAAGGUGUUCACCUCCAGUGCCAACGUGGGCGUCAUCAACCCUCUGAUCAAGCUUCCUCCUCUUCCUCUUCUUCCUCCUCUUCCCUCUUCUUCUCCUCAUCCUCCACAUCAUCCCAUGCAGAACCCCGCUCUCCCUCCUCCUCCUCUUCCUCAGGGAGUCCUGGUGUACAGCUGCAGGAGCCUUCCUGAGGCCCACACCACGUCUCCCCCCACCCUGCGGGGGGAGGAGGGGGGAGGACUGAAGCUCCACCUUCCACAUGAAGAAGAAGAAGAUCUGUACUCGCAGUACUUCACCUUCUGACCCGCAAAAAAAUAAACCCACAUGCAUCACCUUUCUGUAAAAUAAUAAUGUGGAGUACGGGACAGAGAGCUGAGGUCACACACUCUGCAGGUUCACACAGCGGAGGAGGGAAGGACUCCUCUGGGCCUCCGUACAUGUGAGAAUCCGUCUCUGUGUCUCCGUGGUUUCUCUGUCUUAACGUCUUCACAGAGUCUAAACAUGGAGACGGAGGAGGAGCUAAAACAAACACACUCUGAAUCCUUCAGACUUGUACAGAUGCCCAGAGAGUCCAUGAUCCAUUCUCUGACUGUGAUCAGAGUCUGCUCAGACACACACACACACACACACACACACACACACACACACACACACACACACACACACACACACACACACACAGGAGGUCGUACCGUCUCCAGUGAAACAACACCAGCAUCACUCUGACCUCAGCUCGUGUCCCGCUGACGGUGUACAUACAGGAAGUGUUUCUGAGAGCCAGCAGGGGGCGCUUGAUUUACCUACCUGGACACCUUGGGGAGGGGGGAAGACUCUCUCACCUGGAGAGACUGGACUCUUUUUAUUCUCCAGUAUUUAUAAAAUCAGCUGUUUUUCUACGGUCUGUGUGUGAGGGAGCACACACUCACACACACACACUCACACACACACACACACACACACACACACACACACCUCCAGGUUCUUUUUAAUGCCAAGGAGUGUUACGCCCACCUGCACCUGCUGGGGGUCUGUGUGUGUUGCUGUGUGUGUGUGUGUGUGUGUGAGUGAGUGUGUGAGGGUCAGGCCAUAGAGCAUGUAAAACAGACGCACACACACAUACACACACACACACACACUUCAUGAUGCUGCUGUCACUCACUUGAAUCUCCAUCUUUGGUGUUUUAUAUCUCAGAGUUUACAUCGUGCCGCGUCUCUUUCAUACUGUACAGUUUACAGACUGCAUGGUCAUAUACAGCCUGUAGGGGGCGCCGUCUCCUUCAACUGUUGUGUUUCCUUCAACUGUCUGAAAAUCCUCUGUUAGAAUAAUAUCUGGCGAUGUGUGUUGGUAGUGUCAGAGGUGGGCAGCAGAGAGCACACCUUGCAAAAGUUGAAGGAAACACGACAACAACACAACACGAUGCUAGUCUUCCAGAAGUGAACCAGCUGCAGUGUGUGAACGCUCCGUGAUGCAUUCAGGGUCAUUCAACAGAUAAUGACCUGCUGUGGACCAACACACACUCACACACACAGCUGGUUCACCCUCGCACUGUGAACAUUAACUUAUGAAUCAUUAAAGCUUGACAUUACAGAAGACUUCUGUUUAUUUCUUUUUGAUUAGAAAAAUUAAUUUUCUCACUUUGACCUGCAGAUUCACACACUCCCUUUAUUUAAGAUUUUUUUUAAUCUAUUGUUUUUAAUUAUUUAUUUAAUUAUUUAAUUUAUGUAAUACUUGUUUUUUAUUUAUUUAUUGUAUUUAUUAUUAUUAUUUAUUAUUUAUUUAUUCUUGUUAUAUUUUAUCUUUUUUUAAAUUAUUUUAUUUUAUUGAUCAGUUCAUCUCUCUCUCAGCUCCAUGUUGGAACAAACUGCACACUGACCUCUCUUUAGGACAGGUGCACACUGACAGCUCUUUAACACGUGCACACAGGUGAUGCAGUUUGUGUUGCAGUUGGAGCUGACUUGAUGUCUGCCUUGUGAUUUUCAUGUUGAUGAUGUCCGUCUGUAAAAUCUAUAAUAACUAUAACGACGAUAUUUAUUUAUAUUUAUAUUAUUUCUGUUGUAUGUUAUGGAACAGUAAAAAUUAUGAUUGUGAGAAAA